UUCCUCCAACUCCUCUCAAGACUCACACAGUUAUGAGACAAAUAGAAUGUUUACAAAAUCAUCUUUACGUGAACCAUCAGAUUUUUCUCACCUGUACAACACAUCUGGAGCGUCACAGCCCAGACAGCCAAACCAGGCUUCCAAGAAAGAUGCCCCACCAGUGGAAAAGCAACGAGCUACUGUACCACGUAAUAUCACCCCACCUAGUCCUUCCACCUUUGAGAAUAGACCCCAGGCUCAGCUAACCCACAGACUGCAUUGCUCAAGUCUAAACAGAACUGGUGUUGAUUCCAGGUCAUCUUCCCCUCCUCACUCCCCUCUUAGGACACCCCAGGGCUCUCCACGUAGACAUCCCUCCAUGUUCCUUCCUUCUAGGAGUGUCUCUGGAGUUGUCAGGCACACACAGUCAGGAUACAACCCUGUUUUACAGAUGUCAGCUCAGGGCUAUGGCAACAGUUGCUUGAGAGCACUGGUCAAAACUAAUAUAAGCACAACUGGAAUCCCCAAAGCGCCUCUUAAUAGCCAGCAGAGCUCCCCAAGCUCUAAUCACAACUCCAGUCCCAAAGAAAGCUCCCCUUCUCCUAAGCAUGCCCCAAAACCGAAAGGAGUUCGCCCAAAAAUCAUUACGUAUGUCAGAAAGAAUCCUCUGUUUAAGCCCCAGGUGGUUGAUGGGUCUUAUCAGGUAUCCUCUCUACCAUCAAAGCUCCCAGCUUACAGCCCCAGCUCUCUCAAAGAGACCACUAAGGACCCUCUCAAGCCUGAGGUAGAAACACGAGGAGCCCCAGUAAUCAGUGCCUCCAAUCUACUUUAUGACAAGUACCGCCAAGAGAUGCAGGCAAACAUCUUCCCAUCAGGAAUGAUAAGCAGGAGCAUCAGGCCCCCUGGGCACACAAAUACCAUCCCCCCUGCACAUACACACAGCCACCCGGGGACCCUGAAACUGGGUGGCAAAGCAGACAACUUCUGUGCGACACCAUCAGAGAAUGGAAGAUCUACCAGUUUUAAAGGCGGUUCCUCUGAUGACCAGCUGCAGCCCAGAACAGCAGACCAUGCUGGAGGGAGUGGCAGUCUGCUGCGGUCUGGAAGGGGUCUACGUCUUGGCCUGGGAGCCGUUACCAGGACAACCACUGGCUCAGCCAAGAUUCGAGGGUCUGGUCAAGGUCAGAAGUCAACGCUGGUGUUCAGUCAGCCUGUGCAGCCUGUCAGUCCAGCGAUGGGUCAAAGCAGCAGAGAAAACACAGGUAAUAUUGUCAUCGAAAAAUCUGCCAUGUGAAGAAAGAUAUCAGGU
Thalassophryne amazonica is the source of this 1288-nucleotide messenger RNA. RefSeq names its product microtubule-associated tumor suppressor candidate 2-like. Lineage: Eukaryota; Metazoa; Chordata; Actinopteri; Batrachoidiformes; Batrachoididae. The transcript has 2 exons. Gene Ontology annotation, cellular component: nucleus; cytoplasm. Gene Ontology annotation, molecular function: microtubule binding. The coding region runs from base 47 to 1273 and encodes 408 amino acids. The record is from RefSeq and is a predicted model, not a curated record.